AUGUGGUAAGAAAAACUUAUGCUUCGCGCUUCUUAAUUUCACGGCAUUUUACGAAGUUCUGUAGCAAAUAGAUGUGCGCAAUUCCGCACGAUUUCUGAGCCACACUACGAGUGGACGCUUUCAAAGGUGGCCGUGUAUAUCAGUAGUAACUUUUUAUUGCGUUCAUCUGCUGCGUUCUUCUAAGAAAUCGUUUGCCUUUAGACAUAUACUUCUCGGUUAGCAUUUAGCUUUCUGCAACCAUCUGCCACGGACAUAUCUUGGAAGCGUCCCGCUAUCCCAAUAGUGUUGAAGUUUUCGGCAGAAGUUCACGAGUUCACUGUUAGGGUUGCAGAUGAUUGGAAAUGAAACUGGAUUGGCUCAUGUAGGACUCUUUUUUGACGGAUAUAAUGACUGCUUACUUAUAACGCAUCUGAUAUUGGGCAGUCUUAGACAGGUUAACUUUUAAACGUAUGGUUUGGCGUUGACAUGCAGGUAGCAGUUCUCGUCCUUUCCUCAUAGUCAUUCCUUUCUGUCAUCAGAGAUCACUAGUACAGGUGAGGACAUGUGGAAAUAAUUUCUGCCCGCCACUGCAUAUUUUAGUGCGUACAGAUAUGGAGCGUUUUUAUGUCACUUUGUGUGUUUGCAGCCAUCUGCUAUCACCUACGCAUGUGUCCAAUUUCCCGCCCUUUAUGAGGGUGAAUUUACAGCUUCCGAGUCGUCGAAGACUUCGGACUUCAGUUUAAAGACUUGUUCGCCAGUCAGUCCGACACUGUUACAAUUAAUUGUUAAUUUUUCCUGCAUGGCCGACUUUAAAAAUUCCCCAAUCACCCUCACGUUUGCGGUUCCCAUUUUGCCUUUUGGAGACUAAGACAAAGGAAGCUGCUCUGUAAUUUAUAGGACCGUCACAAGGAAUACUUGUCGUCAUGGUAGGAUUUAAAUCUGUCACAAUGUCAGACUUUUUGUGUUUCUUUCUUAAGCCUGCGGAAUUCAGGACCACUUUUAUUGCGGCCUAUCAGAACAACUCGCAUGACACUAUUUCAUUCAGGCGGUCCUUUAUCCUUUCUUGAAGGGUCCUCUUUGGUCAGCGUGCCCCCAGCCUCGUCACCCCUCUACGAACCCUUCCAUCAGCUCCUCGAUUUGACCCGGGGUAAGUCUUCUUCUUUGUUCUCUCCGAAUUUUCAGCUGGCUCGGAUGGUAUCAACUGCCUGCCUCGGAGACGCCGUUUCGAUGCUUCAAUGUCACCUAUGGGCUACUUGACAGAACGACUACGGGUCCUGUGUAGGAGAUGGUCUCUUUCUCUCUCGCCUGCCAUGGCUAUGUCAUUCACGCCGAACUACACCACAAACCACCAUUGGGGUAGGGAAUGCAUUUUGACUCGCUUGCCCUACUGCUAACUGCAGUUUUCCUAAUGUAAUUUAUUUGCCGCCUUCUUUACAAUAAAGGUGGUUUGACUUGAAGUUGCUUAUGUAGGGUGUGAUAGAAACGGAACCUUCAGGGGAUUGUGAUUGUGAUCAUGAAGUCCACUACCUAAAAUGUGUAAGAGCUGUGUACCUGUGUGGCAGUACCUAAUCCCGACACGAACGGUUACCGCCGAAAUCUCAUUACUUACAUUUGGAAGUCGAUCUGGAGCAGUUUUAUGACGACGUUUUGAUCGCCUACAUGAGAUAACUUUACCGCCAAACUCGUGACACAGAAUCAAGCUUCGUUCAUUGAAAUACGAGCCCUUUUAAGGCGUCGCAUAGCGUCCUCUGGUCGUGAACGUCAGCAAGCGCCACACAGACUGUCUGACCUGACCAUAUCUGCCAUUCUCGACUCUUUCAGAAGUAUUAUACCCUUUAGGCCUAGAAUUUUAAGCUGCGCACAUGAAGACGAACGUAUAUUUCCUAGUGGUUUUUUUCGGCAGUCCGUGUUGGGUUGGACAUCAGGUUGUGAACUCCUGUUUGUACGCGCACAUCAACAAAGCAACCGUUAUUUGCAAGUACUAAUCAUAGAGAAAUAAGAAAAGCGAGUGGCCGAGAGAACUGUAAUUUAAAGUCGGAACGGCAGAUUUUAAAAGCCUGAUGUUCUGUCGUGGAGUCACCCGUCUGCGUUCUGCCUGACGCAGUCAGGGAUAUUGUCUUUUUCGGCCCCGGCGACUUCUUUGCACCUAUUUUUAUUUCGCCGUCACUCUAGGCCGGAGACCCUGCUGAUGGUUUGUGGACCGCAGUUGUCACUUGAAAGAAAUGAAUACAGGCUGCAAGAGAUGCUACCCCUGAGACGCUUCCUUGAAAAUGAAAUCCUCCCAGCGAUCCACGCCGAGCUCUUCGAUUCCCUCAUUGCCUCCCAAUCACCUACGACUCCUCCCCCUCCUUGCCUUGCUCAUUAA
Molecule: messenger RNA, 2344 nt
Organism: Spirometra erinaceieuropaei
Lineage: Eukaryota; Metazoa; Platyhelminthes; Cestoda; Diphyllobothriidea; Diphyllobothriidae
Source: the annotation of a GenBank genome assembly